AAUUUUAAUAUUGAAAACACUGGCCAACGGAUUCAGCGAAGCUCUUGAAUUUGCCUCGGAAGGACGGAAACGUCUUCCAGAUGAAUCGGAAUUCGCCACUAUUCUUGCGUUUUGAUUUUAAUAAGCAGCAUGUUGUUUCUUUUAUAGCGAGAAAUAUUCAACACCUUUGACGGGCACACACACGAUGCCGUCCGUUGCACGACCGUUAUAAAUUUGCUGCGGAAACCCCUGAUUUUUAGUGGCAAUGAUUUUGCGGCGAUAUGACACCCGCCUACACGAGGCUACCAUGUAAGGUGCGUGUAUUUUGGCGAUUUUUAUGACGAGGCUUUACGAGUCCCGAGCGUUCUCGGGAACCUCGUAAUGACCUUCGGAAGUUUGCGGAAAAAAGGUCGAGUAAGAGUCGCCCGCGAGAGAAUCGACAGACGAGGCCUCUGAGAAGCUCCGGAGCCUUCUCCCGCAAGGGAACGUGAUAAUACGAGACGGCGAGCAUAUCGGUUCAUUAUGCGCCGUUUACCGUUUACCAUACUAGUUAAAAUUGAGCUUUUUAUGACGUGGAUGUAGAUUCAACAUUUUAUAGAGAGAAAGAGAAAUUUAUAUUAUUUAUGAUGUUACCUUAUUCGCUGGAAUAAUAGAAACAAUUUAAAUUGCGAUUUUUCUUCUAGCAAAAAGUUGUGAGUGGUGUUAAUUACGUGAUAAUUAUGAUUACAACGGCGUAGUACAAUUCUCUUCAAAGCUCCCACUGAUAUGUCAGUUGGAAGCCUAUCGGACGUAGCUGUUUGUUUGGCCUUUCGACUUGGUAUCAAAUUAGAACUGCUUUCCAUCUGACGUCCGCCCCGCCCCGAUGCAGCUUCCGAAUCCCGAACUGACCUGUCCAAAGGCCCGACCACCCUAGAGUAGAAACGAGCUAAGGUCACCACCACGUGACCGCAAGACAUAUACCUGCGGGCGUCACGAGUCGCGAUAUGAUAUCUCUGCUUGGUUUUCUAGAUACGAGAUCCGCGGGGAUUCUUUUGAAUACGUUAUUUUGACGCGAGGCGUCAAGACGCGGUCUAGGCUUAAAUAAUUUAAUUUCCACAAUUGGCCCCGCACGCGCGCGGGGUUGAUCACGUCAAAAGUUCAGGCCGCGACUAUCCGUCCGUUGUCGUUAGAUCGGCGGUUUCUUCAAACGGAUCAUCAAAGAAAAAAAAACAGUCGCACGGCAUAGAACCUCAUCCUUAUUGGAUUACGAAAGGAACAAUCUUAAGAUCCGUUAACGAGUCCUGCGGACGGCAGGAUCUGCGAUAGAAAUCCUAAUAUCUUCUGACAGGCGUGCCAAGGAGGGCCAGUCGGCGCCUUUCCGAACUAUCCGCCGCAAUUAUCCAAGACCUCUGUCGGCUGAUUUUUCUUUUUUUUUCUUCCUUUUUCUUCACUCUCCUCCGGCAGGACCAUUCGCAGGACCAGCCAUUGUCCUCACCUCCGUUCCGUGUUUUUCUCUCGCUGGUAGAUGCGAGCUAAGAUAAAAGUUUUGACAAGUGCACUCUGGUCCGGCAACCGUGAACAUCGCGGAGGACCAGAGCGAACCGUUCGGUUGAAACUCGGAAGGGCUAUUUACCCGUUUCCACUUCUGGAAUUUAAUCCCAGAAUGCACCAAUCUGUUUCUACGUACGUACAAAUGCAUUAUGUUGAAUAUGUAAUAUUACGUUUGAAAUAAUUGCUGCUAUACAAUCGAUUGCUCUGCGUUAUGUGUUUGACGAAUUAACAUAUCAACUCGCAACAAGAUACAAGUAUUAUUCGUAUCGUUCCAUACACAUGCACGUAUACGUAUACACAAAGAUAACACGACACUAUCGAUAUCGUUGUUAGUGUCACUACGCUCUAAUGCUUAUUUUUGUGCACUCAAGGCUAAAGCGUUAAAUGAGAAACUGAUUUGGACAAGAAAACGAAGCUAAUGUUGGAAAUGCAUAUCGCAUAUGUAGAUUGGGUCUCUUUGUAAGUCGACCUGGUUCAACGUGAUAAAAAAAAGGGAAAAGAGAGGGAAAAUAAUGACUCAACGUGUUUCUCUACGUAAUCGCUCGAAAAACUGACGGCGAUCGCAUACCGACUUACCGUCGAUCCGAAACGGUUUUAUCCAGUUCCUUACCGGUUCGUUCACCCGGUCGGAUGGCCUCAAGUAUCCGGUUGGCCCGAUUAGGGAACGCCAUAGCGUGCAUGGUUAGUCGCGCUGUGCUCGACUCGAGGAAAAUAAAGCUCAACAAUUUUUCGAUAAAUCAGUAUUAGACAAUGAAUUUCUUUUUUCGUAAUUAGAGCGUCAUAAAAUGCCGAAAACGAUCAAUUCCCACGUUCCAAGUCGCGUUGCUCACGUAUGCGUGCAUCUGUGAGCAAAACAUUCGGAAUUAUAUUAUCCUUACUGUGGAGCUUGAAUGAAAUUACGAACAACGCGACAUUGUAGACCCCUGUUUCACCUUACUUUUUUCCCUCUUGGUCUCUCUCUCUCUCUCUCUCUCUCUCUCUCUCUCUCUCUCUCUUUCUCUCACCUUAAUUUAACGUUAAGACGCUUAGUUAGGGGAGACCCGAGGCGGGUUUCCGGUACGUAGCCCAUCGUUUCGCAAUAUCGCGGACGCGAGAAAAGAUUUCUAACAUGUCGCUGCGAGAGCGCGGCCGCUCGCUGGCGCGAGACACGACGAGGCGGAGCGUAAUAAAAAUAAGUAAUUACUGCAAGUAAUCCUCCCCUCUGCUUCCCCCGCGACGAGCUCCUCCGCCCCGCGCGAGUCGUUCAAUUAACGGGAAUACUGUUGUCUUCCCACCCAAUCCUCUCUUCCACUCGCUCCUCUCACUCUCUACCUCCCUCUCGCUCUCCGGGCUCCUCGCGCGCCCCUCGGUCCCUCUUUCCCUCUUUCCCUCUACCUACCCCUCUCGCCAGUCCACAAAACCCGCGAAAUGUUUCACUCGCAAAGUCGCGUGGAGCGCGCGCCGCGGCGCAGAGGGGCGCCUCUGGCUGGGGGGGAAGGGGCCCCGCGGCGUGGAGGGACCGGUAUCGAUGCCCCUCCUUCACUCACGCCCCUGACGUCCAUCUAUCCGCCGUUCCCUCCGCCGCUGCGGUUCCGAAGACCGCGCGCCAUCCCUCCCCCUCGCGCCCGGUUCUUCCUCCUCGUCCUCACCGCGCCGUCCACCGCUCUCUCGCGCUCUCUCGCGCUCUCUCACUCUCUCCUCUCCGCUCCCCGCUCCUUUGAUGCGUGCCGCGUAGUGGGGGGAAGCCGACGACGCGGCGGCUCCUCCGGCCGCCACUCGUUCGUCCGACUUCGUGCAGCGCAAAUCGGCCUGCCGCUGCUCCGCUUUCUGCGUGUCGCGCGGUGUGCUUCCCCGCGCGACCGACGUGUGUGCUCGCUCGCUCGCUCGCUCGCUCGCCGAGUCGUGUGUUCCGGUUCACCUUGAGGCGCGAGACGAGGGGGAGUAUUCCGCGGGCGGAUUAAAAGUCGAGGCCAGCAGUCCGUGGCUGGCAGUCCUCAGUGUUGUAGGCGGUUCGCGUUAGGAAUGUGUCGCGUUGCUGGGAGUCACGCUGAGCUCCGCUGAGCUCUCCUCGCGCUCCUCAGUCCUCCGAGGCGCGCGUACACGCGGCGACGGCCGUUCGGAGCGCGCGACGGUCCAAAGUAUCCGGCGAGUCAGCUGCACGCGCUAUCACGCUACAUUCUCAGUGAUCAAUUCGCGUCUGGAUCAUUGCGGAGGUGUCGCGGGAGGUGUGCUGAGAUGUGUUUGCGAUCGAAGGGAGACUCGAGGAUCGCCGCAGCAGUCGAUCCGGUAGCCAGCUCCGAGUGCCAAUCGGAAAUCUAAGAACAGCGGUAGAUCGGCCGAGAAGGUGUCGCAGGAGUCGUCGGAUCGAUCGAUUGAUCGCACGAUUCACCCGAUGUCUCACGAGCUUGGCGAGGAAAGUCCUCUUUGACGUCGGUCGUCACGAUCGGGGGGACAACAGAGAGGAGAUUUUCGUCCGCAAAAUGAUGUAAUCUUCGUUGUAAUCGGUGACACGGAUCGCGCACUGAUCUUUCAUGGAUCGACACCGUGCGAGAGAGAGACCAUAGGAACCCAUUGAUCGAAAGUGAACACCUCCGGUGAGGAACGCGCGUCCAAGACCGAGAGAAUCGGACGCCUGGUGGAUUGGCGGGCGCGCUCGCUCGCGGUGGUCGACGAGCAGCGCGACGUGCGUGCGUUCCCCGAGAUCGAUAGCACGGAGGAGGAGGAGGACGGAGGACGAAGGAUCCUCGCGAGCGCGCGAGGCACGAGGACUCGGCCCGUGGACACCUGCUCGCGAUGCCGUCGCGCGUCGCUGCGUCGCUGCGCGGCGCGCCGUGAGGACGCAGCCUGUGUGUGCCGUGUGUGAGGAGCAGCAAGAGGGAGAGAUAGAGAUAGAUAGAUAGAUAGAUAGAUAGAUAGAGAAAGAGAGAGAGAGAGAAAGAGGGAGAGAGGGAGAAAGAGAAAAAGAGAGAAAGAGAGAGAGAGAAAAAGGAUCGUGAGAAAAUCUCCGUGGAAUUGUCGAAAAGUGAGAAAGAGUGCUGGUUCGCGAUCUAGCCGAGGAUCUAGCGGUUCGAUCAACAGCUCCAACAGCCUACGCAUGCCGGCGAUUCUGAUUUCAAAGUACCGGAAAAAAAGAGCCGGUACCGGUACGCAAUAGAGGGCCGUAACUACAAUUCUAACUCCGUUUCAUUGUUGAAAACCGUCGGUGGGCUCUCUGAGUCCACCCUCCCAUCGGGCAAACUGGCGAGCGCGUUAACCGCUGGUAUGAACCCCCACCAUCCGGGCCAUUCCGCAGCCUACCCCCACCACCCCUCGCUAUCGAGCAGUCCGCAUCAUCCGGGGCCCGGCGGGCCGCAUCACGCGUAUGGAACCGGAGGAGGUGGUGGAGGUGGCGGUGGCGGUACCACGACCACCCCCGAUCUACCAAGCCCGCACUCACCCCAGCAUACUGGCGGUCCCGGCGAUCCCGCUACCCCCUAUGGUGCCCUGCAACCUGGACAGGGCAUGGGUAGUAACGGGCAUCAUCACAGCGGCGGCGGCAUGAUGCCGGAUCAUCCACAUCACCCUGGACACCCUCAUCCUCACAUGCCAGGACAUCCCGCGUACCCACCCGUCAAUCAUAACAAUAACUGCACGCUCAAGCAAGAAGGUGUCCCAAGCGGGUCAACGGGCCUUCGGCAAUGCGCCGCCUGCGGUGUACAAAUAGUGGAAAGAUGGCUGUUGCUAGCGAUGGACCGGUACUGGCACAUUAGCUGCCUCAAGUGUUCGUGUUGCAACGUGGUAUUGGGAGAGGUCGGCCAGUCCUGCUACACCAAAAGUGGCAUGAUCCUCUGCAAAGCCGACUACAGACGAAUGUUCGGCAACAGCGGAAUCUGCGGGAGUUGCGGUAACGCGAUACCCGCGAACGAAAUGGUGAUGAGGGCCGGCGACUCGGUGUUUCACGUGAAAUGCUUCAACUGCAACAAGUGCGGCGGCCCGCUCGUCUCCGGCGACAGAUAUUACUUGCUGUCAGGCUCGCCGGUUUGCGAAUCCGACUGGCACAAGAUCGUGAAGUCGUCCAGCGUCGCGGCGGCGGCGGCGGCCGCGGCGGCCGGGAACAGCGGCGCACCCGUUAGGAAAGGUAAGGUCGGCAGGCCUCGAAGGACCCGCGAAUGA
Monomorium pharaonis (pharaoh ant) is the source of this 5640-nucleotide messenger RNA. RefSeq names its product LIM/homeobox protein Lhx9. NCBI's taxonomy places the organism in Eukaryota, Metazoa, Arthropoda, Insecta, Hymenoptera, Formicidae. The transcript is spliced from 5 exons. The record is from RefSeq and is a predicted model, not a curated record. The coding region runs from base 4750 to 5640 and encodes 296 amino acids.